GCCAAUCAGCGGCCGCGGUCGGCUUAGUGGGCGGUGCCUAGCUGUCUUGGUUAGUGCAGGUCCAAGUUAGGUGGCCUCGCUGGGCUGUGUGCUGCUGCAGGGCUGAUUGUGUUGUUGUGUUGCAGCACAGGAAGGACUGGAGCCAGGGACAAGAAAGGGAACAGGACAUGAAGAUGUCUCAGGCGGUCCCCAGCAGCACGUCUGGCAGUAUGGAGCCCCAGGAUAAGGAAACCUGCAUCGGAGUCAACAAUCAGAGUUACAUAUGUGAAACGGGUCACUGCUGUGGACAGUCUCAGUGUUGCAACUACUACUAUGAGCUAUGGUGGUUUUGGCUGGUGUGGACGAUAAUCAUAAUCCUUAGUUGUUGCUGCGUAUGCCAUCACCGGCGAGCUAAGCACAGGCUGCAAGCACAGCAACGGCAGCACGAGAUCAACCUCAUAGCGUAUCGUGAAGCUCACAGCUAUUCUUCUGUGCCAUUUUACUUCCGAUUUUUGCCAAAUUAUCUGCUACCUCCUUAUGAAGAAGUGGUAAAUAGACCUCCUACUCCACCUCCACCUUACACUGUUCUACACCAACAAUGUGUGGCAGUAUGUUCAAGUUCAGGAACCGUAGAAGCUGUGCGAAACACCCAGAACAGCCAAACAAGUUCUCCAGCAGCAGCAAGUUGUAGUGGCACAAGACCACCCAGCAUUGUAGACUGUGAGCCUUCUACAACAUGCCUGGAAAGAGUAGCAAACAAACCAAAUGGCCACGAUUCCAACGAUCCUGCCUGUGGUGCAGAGUUAGAUGAGAUUGCCGAUCAAGUGUCCUUCUUAGACAAGGAUUCUAAAGAACUCUUGAAGGACUACAGCUCUGACAGCUUUGAUCAGAGCGGUUUCUUUGAUGGCAAAGACAAGACACCUGGGAGACACCGGAGGUUCACUGGUGACUCGGGGAUUGAAGUUUGUCUGUGCAACAGAGGCCAUCUUGAUGACUUUAAAGAGCUUGACGGCCUAAUUGACGACACCGGGGAGAACUUCUGUGACACUUGCAAUUCUUGUGAUGCUCGUCCCCACAGAGACGAAGAAGAAGGGAUUUUUGAUCAUUGCGAUAGUAAUGACCAUCCGCCUUUGCCACGUCAGCCUUUGCUAAACACAAUUAAUGAACAAGACUCGCCAAAUUCUCAUAACAGUAGCAGUUCCCGUGGCUAAAGCGAUGUCCUGAAGGCGGAAAACCAUGAAUAAGUGACUGUCCCACCUGUUUUGUUUUUUGUCUGUAUUUUGAUUUUUUUUCCAUUGUCCUUGUACAUUAAAAGACUAGGAAAUGAUCUACCAAAGCUAAAGUAAGGAAACACGCUUUACUAAUGCCUUUUAUUUUAGAUGGGGCUUUGGUACUGAUAAUUUUGGUGAUGGAAGACUAGGACAAUAAGAGUCAAAGGUGAAGCUUAAAGAGUACAGGUGGAGGCUUCAGUAUGAGAAAUGUCUGGAUUUCACUGUAAUCACAUUAGAGAAGCAAAAAAAGAUUAUCUCCUUAUUAGAAGAAAUCGACACAAUCAUUUCACCAUUGGAUCGAGAGCAACCGAUACUGCCCAGACCUGAAAAUGUAAAUGGAGCUUCAUAUACUGGAAGAGUUGUGGCUAAGAGAAAAUUAAUUUGUGGGGUGGGAGGGGAUAUUUGCCAGUAUUGUGACAAAAGUAUUUGAACAAAUAUAAAAUCCAGAGGUGCUAUGGGGACAUCAAUGUUUCUGUAGCAAGGAGGUGGGGGAAAAUUUGCUUGUGCACACAAUUAUUUGCAAGCAAACUUUUUCCAUGAAGAGUUGACACCUCUUUUUACGUAGUGCAAUUCCAGAUCUUGGUUUUACCUCAAGUAGGUAAUGUUUUGUUAUUAUAGAAAAUGGGCCAUUUUCUAGCCUUAAAUAUAAGCUUUUCUCCCCAAUUGUUCCUACCUAAAACAAUAAAGCUAAGAGUUUCUUGAAUGGACGUAAUCGUAAAAUAAAAAGCAGCUGGUCUGCUGAGAACCUACAGUGGUUGCCUCUCCCUCCACUUAUUGGUGGUCUUUAUAUCGCAAAUAGGUUAUUGCAUGAUUUAGAAGUCACAAGGAUGAUGAUCCAGUACUGGUUUUUGCAUGGACCUGGCUGCUGAUAAUCCAGAUACAACACCAGCUCUCCAUCCAUUGUCCAAGAUGAGCACAGCAACUUUUUUGAAGCAGUAUUUCCUCUUGUUAUGUAAAAACCAAUGCAAUUUUUACAUUGACCACUAGAGAAUAAAGUAAAAAUGUUGCAGUGUGGUCACAAAGUGAUUAUUAUGGGAAUGCAUGCCUAUGUGAGUAUGUAUUCCAGGCCGUAAGGUUAAGAUGUUACUUCUACACUAAGGACAUACAGUACGUUUUGUAGACAGUUGUUUUCUUUUGAACAUUCCCUUCCAUUCCAGAGGAGAUGGGAAUUUUCGUUUAGAAAUUGUACUUGAGAAGUCUAUAAGAUUGUCACAGUUCCACACAUGUUACUGUUGACCGACACCAUUAAGAAGGUUGAAUGUUACAAUUUGCCUCAUGGAAAGUGCAAGUUUUUAUUUUGUUUUCUAUUUUGAGCAAUGUCUGCUCUACGCUUAGGGAAAAUUUUUAAUUUGACGUUACUUUGUAAACGAAUGUGCACUUCUGAUAUUUGCAUCAAAAUAUCUGUGGCAACAUGGAUUGACAUUGACAACUUUCUUGCACUGGAAUUCGUUAUUUUUGUUGGACAAUAAAAUGAAACUUUUGAG
Molecule: messenger RNA, 2734 nt
Organism: Hyla sarda
Lineage: Eukaryota; Metazoa; Chordata; Amphibia; Anura; Hylidae
Gene: WBP1L
Product: WW domain binding protein 1 like
Exons: 4
Coding region: 168-1190 (340 amino acids)
Source: RefSeq, a predicted model, not a curated record